Molecule: messenger RNA, 1814 nt
Organism: Limanda limanda (common dab)
Lineage: Eukaryota; Metazoa; Chordata; Actinopteri; Pleuronectiformes; Pleuronectidae
Exons: 5
Coding region: 71-943 (290 amino acids)
Source: RefSeq, a predicted model, not a curated record
GGCAGAAGGAGCAGGAGAAGAAGAAGAAGAAGAAGAACAGCCGAGCAUCAUAACUUCCAGUUCAGUCAGCAUGUCGUCCUCGGUGAUGGAUGGAGUCGGUAGAGCCGUGGUGGGGGUGUGGCGUGCACACACAGUCCUGGAUGAGUCUGACGAGGCAGAGGGCUCCCCCGAUGUGCCGGACCGCUUCCGCAAGCUCCGGUCCUCUUCUUCACUCAACUCUCUGCGGAUGUCUCUGCGCAAGCGGCUCCCGCUACAUACUGUCCAGGCCAGCUCCCUCCCGGAGAAACCCACGUGUGAAGCCCUGAAGGAGCUGCCAAAAACCGGCACGGUCCGCAAGCUUACUCGCAGUGCCCGGAACUCCAUCACCGACGUGUACCAGAGGCUGCAGAGGACUAAGGAGUUUUCAAGGGAGGAGUGUUUGGUUUCAACGCCUGGUCAGUCCUGCAUCGAAGAAGAGGCUGGUGUGUCAAAUUCUCGCACUCCCAGGCGUACCCCUCGCAGGGGUGCGACCCCCAAACGCACCCCCAGGGCAUCAGCCACCCCUGGGCGCACUCCAGGCUCUAAAGGGAGAAAGACCCCUGAGGCUGCUGUUCGUGGGGUGAAGGCGGUCAGAGGCCGGAGGCAGCUGGUCCGGAUGGCUGCGUUACGGAGUCCCUUUGCCUCCCCAAACACACAGAAUCAGAGGCAAGCAUUUGACCAGGACUUGGAGUCUGUGUCCAGUGGACUCCGGAGGCUCAAACGUCUGUCUAAGGCCUUUGAUGACAUGAUUGGCAGAGACAACAGUACCGGUCCACAGGGACGCAGUGGAGGAGUGCUGAUGAGAAAGUUGGACCCGAGUGGUAAACUCAGCUGCUCAAACCUCAACCGUCGAGCCAGCAACCUCUCAGACACACUGGGAGGUUGGGCCCACACAGCUGUGAACACCAUUCGCAAACCCAACUAAGCUGUGUGUGUGUGUGUGUGUACGUAAAACACAGGACCUUUCGAAGCCAUGUUACACAUUUAUCUUUUUGUCAUGAUACUGGGAGAUUGUUACAUGGCCUCUUUUUAUAUUUAAGCUGUGUGUAGUUAGCAGCACCUUUUGUAUCUACAGUAUAUCUAUAGUAUGCAAUUCUUGAGUUUACAUGUCUCAGGUUAGCUAGCUGUGGGUGAAUAAUCCUCAUUGUAGCUACCAAAGAGAUUUCUUUAUUUUGUGUAUGUAAGUGUCAUAGCUGCUACAACCAAAUGUCUUAGUUACAUUUUCACUAAACUACUAAUGUCAUUUGUGUUCACACUCUGCAUCGAAACUUUUUUCUAGUUCCUGAAAUCUAUUUUAAAGAAACGCUGUAUGAGACCAAAUUUGUAUCUGCAGAACAAACUAAAUUCACUGACUGAGGGAAGAUACCCUUUCCUGUACUUUAUACAUAUGCAAUGAUGUUACUAACAUUUGUUAUGCCUUUUUUAUAUCUCAUUGGAUUAUAUCAAAUUGUGAAGUGUAUUUUCUAUGAAAGGGGACAUUGUAUACAAGCAUAGACAUAUUUGAAUUGUAUGUUUCUUUUCCUUUUAUAUUCUUUCCUUGAGGUAGAGUUCCACACUAUUGGUGGCCUGUAGAUGAUUCAUGCACCAACAGUAUUCGCAUAAAUCAUCUUGUAAUGCGAUAAGAAAGAUGUAAUGGCUCAUUAUCUGAUGAUGAUGAUGUUAUGAAGCCAUAUCCAGCAGGUCAAUUAUGUAGAGACUGUCAAGCAAACAGCCUCAAGUGAAGCAAAACGUCUCUUCUGUCAGAGAGACAGUGUUUUAAUGUGAAAAAGAAAAUAAAAUCUGUAAUCUUCCAUCAA